UACUAAAUUACCAUGCUGACAAGUGUUACUACUUUUAUGUUUUCAGAUCUGUAGAUGAAGACAGAAAAAUAGAGUACAAAGCUGCUGUCAAAAUCCAGAGCUGGUUUCGAGGAUGCGAAGUCCGAGCCUAUCUGAGAUAUCUGAACAAAAUGGUGAUUUUUAUACAGAAGUGGUGGAGAGGUUAUCGAAGCAGAAGAAACUUCAGAAAAAUGGUGGAGACAGCAUAUUUUAUUAUGAAGAUGAAUUUCUACAAUGAAAUGGCUGUCAGGAUUCAGAAAAGAUGGAGAGGCUAUUAUGUUCGGAAAUAUAUCCAUAAUUAUUAUGCACUGAAGAAAUACCUGGAAGCCAUUUCUGUGAAUAACGAGAUUGUCAGGAUUGAACUCCAAGAGUACACAGAAAUGAAGGAAAAUGAAGAGAAAAGGAAAGACUUAGAAAAGAAAGAAAAGGAAAAGAAAUACCAAGCCCGAAAGAUGCAUUACCUCCUUAGCACUGAACAGGUUGGUAUACCUGUCCCUGACAGCUCAUGCAAACCACUUGGGCCCCCAGCCUGA
Cariama cristata (Red-legged seriema) is the source of this 551-nucleotide messenger RNA. Its product is annotated as spermatogenesis-associated protein 17-like. Gene Ontology annotation, biological process: establishment of meiotic spindle localization; spindle organization; mitotic cell cycle. The annotation marks the transcript as partial. Gene Ontology annotation, molecular function: protein binding. The transcript is spliced from 5 exons. The record is from RefSeq and is a predicted model, not a curated record. NCBI's taxonomy places the organism in Eukaryota, Metazoa, Chordata, Aves, Cariamiformes, Cariamidae. Gene Ontology annotation, cellular component: spindle pole.